AUGUCCUCCACAAUGGCAUCCAGACGAUUCAAUUCGAACGCCGACCAAUUGCAAUCGUUACCUGAACUGCGGUCUGCCAAUCGCCUCAAUGAACGGAUAGACACUACCAGGGUUGUCUUUCGAGUGUUUGAUUCCAGCUCUUUCCGAGGCUAUCACCCUGCUAAUGGAUUCGAAGCCACUGGGUUCGACAAAACCAGCCUCAGUUACGCUCAUCUUGCAGAGGCUCACGUCGACAGAGAUAACCGAAAUAUCAUUACUCCGUGGCUGUCGACCUCGCGCGGCCCCUUCCCCCCUGUGCACUCCCUGUCACUUCUCAGCCCGAACAGUAAACUCAGGCAAUUUGCCAACAUUUCUGAUGAGAUCCUUAUUUACGGUCAUAUACCCCCUAGCGCUAUCAUCUCGGUCUGGAAGUUCGAGAAAAUUGAGAGGUCGGUUGAUAUCGUCGGUAUACCGCGCAUCAUUUCCCAGAAGAUGCCAACCGAUGGCUACGAGAGCUACCGAGACGUUCAUCACAACCUCGUGACAUUCUUUAAAAGCUCUUCAUCCGCUAUAAUAUGGCAGGCCCGAGAAGAAGGACAGCGCUGUGCAGAUAUUGCCAUCAAUAUGUUGUAUCACGGGUACGACCAGCUCGAUCAAGAACUUGAAGAGAUGCUGGCUCCAAUAAGAGGCACAAGGACUUGGGCUUACGAAAAGCGAGUUUCUUCCGGUAACGUGGAUGGUUUGAUUAGAGAGGUCAAUGGUAUGUCGUGUGGGGGGGCAUCCGAACCGUCCAACCUAGGUGUUCAUGGCACUAAUAUGCCUCAACCCUCCAAAUUAGGAGGGAAGUUUGUGCUUCUCAAAAAGGGGGCAAUCAAAUGUAAAAGUCCUUUCAAGUUUUCAACCUUUCCUCGCCUGACUGACACACUUCAAAGUUUGCAAAAAUCGUUCAAAACCAAGACAGGACUCAGGUCGGACCAAACAGCCAACACAAAUAUGCUCAAGGAGGAUCCCAACGAUGUCUCUGCAGCGGCACUGGUUGCAAUCUCCCAAGCCCUGGUUACGAUUGCUACUAGUAACUCAUCUGCAGCUUCGCUAUUAGAACCAAUCAGCACUACCAAUUUUAUUCCGCCACAGAAUGCCGUUACCGUUAACAUACUAUGGUACAUUUCGCUCAGCCUGAGCAUAGCAACCGCAUUUUUGGCUAUGCUUGCCAAGGAUUGGUGUUAUUCAUUCUGGUCUCGCCGUACUGGACACCCACGAGAUCAGGCAUAUCGCCGGCAGCGCAAGUGGAAAAUGAUCGAGCGCUGGAAAAUGCAAGAACUUAUUAUAGUCUUACCAUUGCUGAUGCAUUUAUCGUUACGUGAGUCUUCCAAAAGCGGAACAACUUAUUCCUUGCUCACUAUUCUCCGGAAUUUGAAGUGUUAUUCUCAGUAG
Rhizoctonia solani is the source of this 1413-nucleotide messenger RNA. Its product is annotated as Hybrid signal transduction histidine kinase. The coding region runs from base 1 to 1413 and encodes 470 amino acids. The record is from RefSeq and is a predicted model, not a curated record. Lineage: Eukaryota; Fungi; Basidiomycota; Agaricomycetes; Cantharellales; Ceratobasidiaceae. The transcript is spliced from 5 exons.